AUGGGCCAGGGGCCCAUAUCCAGAAGUCACAGUUCAAGAGUUGGGGUCAUUUCCACAGAAGUGACGUACGUUUUGGGCGGGCUGGUGUUUGCCUGGAUUGUGGAGGAGUGGGUCUGGGAUUACGCCAUAACUGUCACACUGCUGCACGUUGUGAUGACUGUAGCAGUGAUGUCAGACUUCCCUUCAGAGGAGCACUGGUGGAUCGCUCUUGGUUCAGGCUUGGUCAUGAUGAUUUUUGGAGGACAGCUCUUGGCGUACAAACUCUUCAGGAGCAACUUUGUUUAUCCUGCUGAUCUGCAGAACUUCUAAUGAAAACAAGGAGUAAAGCUUUUAACUGGCUUAUUGGUUAAUCCCAGGUCUCAAACAUGCUAGUCGAUACGCUUUACAUUUCACUUUGAGGUUGUUUCAAUGUCUGUUAAGAACACAAACACACACACAUGCAUGCACACAUAUUUAUUGUGUACAUAUAACUAAAAUGUGUGUAUAUAUAUGUAUAAAUCUGAUAAA
Messenger RNA from Nematolebias whitei (Rio pearlfish), 507 nucleotides. RefSeq names its product transmembrane protein 244-like. NCBI's taxonomy places the organism in Eukaryota, Metazoa, Chordata, Actinopteri, Cyprinodontiformes, Rivulidae. Bases 1 to 309 code for a protein of 102 amino acids. The transcript has 5 exons. The record is from RefSeq and is a predicted model, not a curated record.